UUCAGAAUAUAACACUUGUAAUAUAAGUAAAAAGAAGACGAAAAAAAAUGGAGUGGCAAUUAAAAUAUUUUUGGUUGAUAACUUCCUAUUUGAUAUUUAAUGAAGGGAUUGAACAUAGAUAUUCGAGGGAAGAAAAAAUAUGUGUAUUUGAAAAAGGAACGAUGAGUAAAGCUGCUACAGUCGGUGACAUUAAAACAUUAAAAUUAGCUUAUGAGAGUGGAUGUGGUUGGGAUGAAAAUACGACUACUGAAGCUGCAGCAAAUGGACAUUUAGAAUGUUUAAAAUAUGCUCAUGAAAAUGACUGUAGAUGGGAUAAAACAACAACACAAGCUGCUGCUGCAAAUGGACAUUUAGAAUGUUUAAAAUAUGCACAUGAAAAUGCAUGUCAAUGGAAUGAGAAAACGACACAGGCUGCUGCUGCAAAUGGACAUUUAGAAUGUUUAAAAUAUGCUCAUGAAAAUGACUGUAGAUGGGAUAAAACAACAACACAAGCUGCUGCUGAAAAUGGACAUUUAGAAUGUUUAAAAUAUGCUCAUGAAAAUGACUGUAGAUGGGAUAAAACAACAACACAAGCUGCUGCUGAAAAUGGACAUUUAGAAUGUUUAAAAUAUGCUCAUGAAAAUGACUGUAGAUGGGAUAAAACAACAACACAAGCUGCUGCUGCAAAUGGACAUUUAGAAUGUUUAAAAUAUGCUCACGAAAAUGACUGUAGAUGGGAUAAAAAAACAACAAAAGCUGCUGCUGCCAAUGGACAUUUAGAAUGUUUAAAAUAUGCUCAUGAAAAUAAUUGCGUGUGGGAUAAAAGUACGACUACAGCUGCUGCGGAAGGCGGCCAUUUAGACUGUUUGAUAUAUGCUCACCAAUAUGGAUGUUCGUGGGACGAAGGGACAACUAGUGCUGCUGCUUUUGAAGGUAAUCUAGAAAUAUUAAAAUACGCUUACGAAAACAGGUGCCCAUGGGACGAAGAAACGACUUUAAAUGCUGCUUCAGGAGGUAAUUUUGUAUGUUUGAAAUAUGCAUACGAAAAUGGAUGCGAAUUGCAUGAAACAAUAACGGAAUUAGCUGCAUCCAAGGGUGAUUUACAUAUGUUAAAAUAUGCAUAUGAAAACGGAAAUGAUUGGGCUGAAGGAACAAUAGUUUCAGCUGUUCAGAACGGUAAUUUAGAUUGCUUAAUUUAUGCCCACCAAAAUGGAUGUCCGUGGAAUGAAUAUACUAUUGGUGUUGCUGCUUUUGAAGGUAAUCUAGAAAUAUUGAAAUACGUUCAUGAAAACGGAUGCAAAUGGGAUGAAGGGACAACUAAAGAGGCUGCUGAAGGAGGUCAUUUAGACUGUUUAAUAUAUGCUCAUAAAAACGGAUGCGAAUGGGAUGAAGGAACAACUAAAGAGGCUGCUAAAGGCGGCCAUUUAGAUUGCUUAAUGUAUGCUCACGAAAACGGAUGCGAAUGGGAUGAAGGGACAACUAAAGAGGCUGCAAGAGGAGGUCAUUUAGACUGUUUAAUAUAUGCUCAUAAAAACGGAUGCGAAUGGGAUGAAGGAACAACUAAAGAGGCUGCUAAAGGCGGCCAUUUAGAUUGCUUAAUGUAUGCUCACGAAAACGGAUGCGAAUGGGAUGAAGGGACAACUAAAGAGGCUGCAAGAGGAGGUCAUUUAGACUGUUUAAUAUAUGCUCAUAAAAACGGAUGCGAAUGGGAUGAAGGAACAACUAAAAAGGCUGCUAAAGGCGGCCAUUUAGAUUGCUUAAUGUAUGCUCAUAAAAACGGAUGCGAAUGGGAUGAAGGAACAACUAAAGAGGCUGCUAAAGGCGGCCAUUUAGAUUGCUUAAUGUAUGCUCACGAAAACGGAUGCGAAUGGGAUGAAGGGACAACUAAAGAGGCUGCUGAAGGAGGUCAUUUAGACUGUUUAAUAUAUGCUCAUAAAAACGGAUGCGAAUGGGAUGAAGGGACAACUAAAGAGGCUGCUAAAGGAGGCCAUUUAGACUGUUUAAUAUAUGCUCAUAAAAACGGAUGCGAAUGGGAUGAAGGGACAACUAAAGAGGCUGCAAGAGGAGGCUAUUUAGACUGUUUAACAUAUGCACACGAAAAUGGAUGCGAAUGGGACGAAAUGAUAACGAACCUAGCUGCUCUUAAUGGUGAUUUAAAAAUGUUAAAAUACGCUCAUGAAAACGGAUGUAAUUGGGCUGAACGUACAAUAGCUGUAGCUGCCUUAUGCGGGCAUUUAGACUGCUUAACAUAUGCUCAUCAAAAUGGAUGCAAGUGGGACGAUUGCACGACUAUAUACGCUGCACAAGGCGGUCAUUUAGACUGCUUAAAAUAUGCUCAUGAAAAUGGAUGUAAAUGGAAUGAAAUGACAACAGCGGUAGCUGCUCGUAACGGCAGUUUGGAAUGUUUAAAAUAUGCUCAUGAAAAUGGAUCUAAUUGGGCCGAAGGUACAAUAAUGAUAUCUGUUUCAUACGGCUAUUUAGACUGCUUAAAAUAUGCUUAUGAAAACGGAUGUAAGUGGGAUGAAGGAACGACGAGAGUUGCUGCAGAAGGCGGAUAUUUGGACUGCUUAAAAUAUGCUCAUGAAAAUAAAUGUCCAUGGGAUGUAAACACAACAAAAGCGGCUGCAGAUUAUAGUAAUUUAGAAUGUUUAAUAUAUGCACAUGAAAAUGGAUGCGAAUGGAAUGAAGCGAUAACGAAACGAGCUGCUCUUAAUGGUGAUUUAAAAAUCUUUAAAUAUGCCCACGAAAAUGGACAUCCUAUAGACGAAGACACAUAUAGAGUUGUCGUUUUAAAAGGUAAGUUAGAAAUAUUGGAAUAUGUUCACGAAAACGGAUAUAAAUGGGAUAAAAAAACAACAAUGUUAUUAGCUGCUAACGGGCAUUUAGAAUGUUUAAAAUACGCUCAUGAAAAAGGUUACGAAUGGGACGAAAGAACAAUAGUUGCGGCAGCCGUGCAUGGUAAAUUACAUUGCCUAAAAUUUGCCCGUCAACAUGGAUACGAUUGGGUCGAAGGUACGAUGAGAGGGGCUGCUUCGAAUGGACAUUUAGACUGUCUAAAAUAUGCCCAUAAAAAUGGUUGUUUAUGGGAUGAAGGCACUACGAGGGAAGCCGCCGCAAGCGGUUCCAUUGAAUGUUUGAAAUUUGCUCAUGAAAACGGUUGUGAAUGGGAUGAAGGUACAAUAGUUACAGCUGCCGCACAUGGUAAUUUAGAUUGCUUAAAAUAUGCUCACAAAAACGGGUGUCAGUGGGAUGAAGGUACAACAAGACUGGCCGCUGCAAAUGGUCAAUUUCUUUGUUUGAAAUAUGCCCACGAAAAUAAUUGUCCAUGGAGUAGAUAUACCGUUAAUGAAGCUUUACGAAACGGUCAUAUUGAUAUAUUUCAAUAUGCUGUCAAAAAUGGUUGUCACGAUUAGUUUUUAAUUGUAAUUAUUAUUUUUUUCUUUUACUCAUUUGUUUUGGUUAUUUACAUUAUAUUUUAAAUAAAUUAACUUAUUAAAAUUGUAUAAUUUUAUUGAUAUCAUUUCUGAAAUUUCAUUUGCUUACAAGUCAAAUAUGUCAUCUUAAAGAGAAUGCCCGAAGUUUUACACACACUAACAUAAUGUUUUCAACUGAUUUUUAUUGUAUGGGAUAUUUUUAUAAGAUUUGAUAAUGGGCUUACGAAUCUUUAAUAAUUUAUAUUUAAUUAACAACACGUGCAUGUAAAUUCAACAGGCGUAUUCAAAAUAUCUUACUGACAUAUGAUUUUUGUUAAAUCAUUUCUUAUGGUGAUAUAAAUAUUUUUUCUAUUUAGUAUUUAAUCACGUUACAAAUAAUACGUUACUUUGAAUAAUACAUGAAAAUAAAAGCUACUUUAAUGUAAUGU
This is a messenger RNA of Daktulosphaira vitifoliae (grape phylloxera), 3841 nucleotides long. RefSeq lists its product as uncharacterized. The transcript has 4 exons. The record is from RefSeq and is a predicted model, not a curated record. Gene Ontology annotation, molecular function: protein binding. The coding region runs from base 48 to 3392 and encodes 1114 amino acids. Lineage: Eukaryota; Metazoa; Arthropoda; Insecta; Hemiptera; Phylloxeridae.